GCUGCAGGAAGCGUGUAUGCGGAAGCGGUGUCUGAGCAGAAACGUGGAUCGCUUUUAAGGUUAUUACAGCUUCAUCAGCGGUUUGAUGCCAUGAAGCUAAACGAGAACACUUUACUGGAGGGACACAGAGUCGUGCUGGUUCCUUACAACGUAAACCACGUGCCCAGUGAGUUUAACUUCAUCCAGGUAUCAUGAGUGGAUGAAGUCUCCGGAGCUGCAGCAGCUGACCGCUUCAGAGCCGCUGACCCUGGAUCAGGAGUACGACAUGCAGAAGAGCUGGAGGGAAGAUGACGACAAGUGCACGUUCAUAAUUUUGGACAAGCAGCGGUGGGCUGACCCCAGUGUGGAGGAGGAGCAGUGCAUGGUGGGAGAUGUCAACAUCUUCCUGACUGAUCCAACAGACCCUUCGCUGGCUGAGCUGGAGAUCAUGAUAGCAGAGCCCAGUUACAGAGGCAAGGGCAUCGGAAAGGAGGUGACACGUAUGAUGAUGUGCUAUGGAGUCACCAAACUCGGGGUCAGAAAGUUCCAAGCAAAGAUCGGGCUGGAGAACCAGGUCAGCAUCACCAUGUUCAAGAAGCUCCACUUCCAAGAGGUGUCGCAGUGUGCAGUGUUCAAAGAGGUGACACUCGAGCUGACGGUAGAUGAGUCCGUUCGGACGAAGCUGCUGGACGAUGCAGCUCACAUGAAGGAACGAGAUUACAGACAGACCUGCAGCAGCGGACCUGAACUGCUCUCACAGUGAGGUUCUGUACUGAGCUUCUCACUCACCUUCUAAAGACUUCAGCUUGUGAAGCAGGAUGAUGUGACAGGAUGACAUGUGAAUCUGAAAACUUGCAACAGAAUUCUGUAUUCGAGUCACAAGAAAUGUUAUUUUCUGUCACAUAGUGGCAAAAAAUUCUGAUUAUAAGACAAACGGAGGCAGACAAGGACAAAGCCAUACCGCAUUAUACAAUUUUAAAUAAGGAAAUCCAGAUUCACAAUAGAGUUGAAUGGGUUCUUCCUUUUUGGAUACGCUUCACCAGGUUUGUGGAAUUCGUCUUGGUGGUUUUGGCGUGAUCUUGCUGGCUGUUGGACUUUGCGGAGGAAAAAACCUGCAAAUUGUAACCUGAACACUGUUGGAAAACAAAUGCAUAGGUGUGAAUAUGACAUCAAACUUUCAUCCUCACGUAUCAAAUCGUGUACUGUAGUCGAGACAUUGAUUUAACCGUUGUCAUCUCCGACCCGAGGAGUAAAAUGAAAUGAAAGAUGCUGUGGCUGAUGUUUCUAGUGGAGCUGGUUCAUUUUAUAUUGAUUGUGUACCACCUUAGCAAACUAGAAAUCACUUGCCAAUGCAAAGAUUUGUGCUUCUCUGUCUAUAAACCAAGUUAAUAUCUUUGGUGUCCUUUGUUUGGAGAAGAUUUACACUUAAAAUUGAAAGGUGAUGUUUUUAUGUUCAGUAUUUCUAUUGACCAGUUCUGACUUUUUGAAACUAAACUUCAAAUUGGACCAAACUGAUGGUUUUAGUCACCAGCUUUCAGCAGCAUUAGGCGCUACUUCUUUUUAAUUAUUCACUCUGUCCCCAGAAUGAAAUUAAGAGCUUUUUUCCACUUACUGAUGCACAGCCAUUAAAAACCACAGCCUAAUGUGUUAUUUACACAUCUCUUAUACAUUAAAGUCUCAUAUUCCUCUUAAUGUCACAUAUUUUUCUCAAUUUUGUUGCUGAAAACUGGUUGGUGUCAAACAUUAAAUGCCAGCUGCGGGAGCUUUAUUGCCAUGUUUAUUUUCAUACUUCAUACUCCUAAAUCUCACUGUCCUGCUAUUCAGUCAACAAUGGACAUUCAUGAGGUCUUGAGAUUCAGGAAAAAGGACUAGAUGUUACAGUCCCUGAUAGUGCAUUGCUUUAGAUGGAGAGACUCUUGAGGGAUGGCUGUCAUGAGGAAAGGCUGCCCAGAAACUUUGCCAGCAGUACACAUCGUUCUGUGCCUCAACUUUCGGUCUUACCCAGGCUAAUCUGCCAUUUUCCUUCCUUGGUUAGGUUUAGGGAUUAGAGAUCUGAUCUAGAUUAUCAUUUUAAAGUUUAGGACACAUCGUCAGUAGUGGACCUUGGAUUCAUCGGGUGUUUCGGCCAUUAUCACUAGACCCCCUCAUAUAAGGAGGCCCUGCCAGGGUUGAUCAGGCCCUAGAGCGUGUGACUGGUUUAUGUUAAACUGUUAUUUCUCUUCUCCUUUCUUCUGUUUAGUUUCCUACAGUUUAUUUUCUAUCUAUUCACUGCAACUGAGAAAUAAUACUUACCUCUUUAGCAUUUAUGGAGCCUAAAUUCUUCAAAAGGUUAGAAAUGAUGAUAGAGAGAAGUAACACAAAAGGGACAAGAUAGGAGAGAGCAGAGAGGGGAGCCGGAAGGGGGGCGCCCAAUCUGGCUUCCCAGACCUCCCCGCCGGAUCGGGCUGUACGCUCCACCUCCCCACUGCCUCCCAGAAAAGGGGAGAAGAGCAGAAUAUAAGAUCGUAACUAACAAACUAAUUAAAAUUUUCCUCUUCUCCUCAUCAACUUCAGUUAAGUCGUAUCAUUACUGCGUGAUAUUAGCAUUAGCUUGUAGUGUGCUACAAGCUAAUGCUAGUCUACACCUUAAGGUAGUCCUGCAGUUAGGUCCAUAAGUUUUUGGACAUGUCAUAUUUGUGAUUUUUGUCCCUGUACACAACCACAGUGGAUUUCAUAUCAAAGAGCAGAGAUGUGAUUGAAAUGCAUGCUUUCGUCUGCAUCCACCUUCAGUUUCUGCUUCUUUGUGGGUCUUUCGGCCUUCAGUAACUGAAAAGCAUGCUACACUGGGUUCAGAUCAUGUGACUGACUGGGCUAUUGAAGAAUACAAUCCAGGUGAUUCUUAAACUGUCAGGAUUUCCUUUUUUAUAAAGACAUCUGUUGAUUGCUGACCUGUGAAAGGUUUUUUCCCCAUCAAGUUUGAGACUUGAAAUCAACUCAAGAUGAACUCCAGAUUUAUCUGCCUAAUUUGUCAUUAAAUAAUGAUGGAACAGGCCUCAUGGAGCUGUAAAAUGGAUUACUUCUGAGCCCUUAAAAUAGGGAAAAUAUAUAUAGAAAUUCCAAAACAGGUGAUAUAAUGUACUUUUUUUUCUCAAAAUUACCCUCAAAAAAAGUAAUUCUCCCAAAAAACAUGGACCUAACGAAAAUCAGAUUGCAGUGUGGCUGCUUGAAUGAUUGUUCAAGACUGAAAUGAUUUCUUUCAGUCUUGUUUUGUUAGACUUGAACUGAGAGGUACUUUUUUUUUUUGAAGAAUUGUGACACCAAACCUUUAAUUGAAUUUCCUUCCAACCCUAUUUUGGAAAAUCAGAUUUAGGAAACACGAACCGCCACUAAAGGCACUUUCCACCCAUUUUCUUUCUUUUUUUUAAAAACUUAUUUGUUGUGGUUUCCCAGACUUCAUUCACACAAAAUGGUCGUAUUAGACAAAAAGCUAAUGGAUGGCAGCGGCAGCUAAAACGGAACGCUUUGUUGGUCAUAUUAGGUGGUUUAUAGUCUCAGGUUUCAAUUGUCCAAGGAGUGCAUUCUGAGUAAUGUUUGUGGUUUUGUUUGCAAUUUCUAGCUCGUUUAGUUUAGUUUUAGUCUAGUUUUGGAGAAUGGCUCUAACAGCACAGAGUCCUCUGAGGUGUCUUAGUGCAGCUGUAAAAGUGGAUCAAGAUGUUUUCUUAAACACUAACAAUGAUCAUCAAUGGUAACUUGAAUAUGAGCAUUAUAGUUCUUUUUUUUGACCACCUAAGCUGCAUUUCACCACCAAGCCCAUCCUGGUGCUUUAACAUAUAACAUACCAAAUAAUCACAUGAGCUCCCCCUGUUUGUCACAUUGAUGUAAUAAAGUCAGAAGCUCCAGAGAAGCUACAUUCAGGCUCAUUACACACUGAUACUCUAUUACUUUCUCCAUCACCUGAGUACUUUAUGUUUCACAACAUUUUACAACAACGUUAAACAUUUCACCAAACUGCAAAACCCAGGAAGCCAACUAUCCAACUUGUUGGGGUUAUAACUAAAGAAACGUGUCAGCGUUUACAUAAAUGACCAGGAUGUUGACCAUUUCUUCUAUUCCAUAUUGCACCACCUCAACAAUAUUUUGAAUGCUAUGCUAAAGCUGAAAUACGUCGAAUUAGCAGAGGAGAGAUGGAACUUGACGGCAUUUUCUUGUCACCAAGGUGUUAUUCUGUCACAAACAAUAUAUGAGCCAAAUAUGUUUUGCAGCACAUUUAAUUAUGCCGACAGGAAAAUUACACAAAAAACAGAUUU
This is a messenger RNA of Haplochromis burtoni (Burton's mouthbrooder), 4265 nucleotides long. RefSeq names its product N-acetyltransferase 9 (GCN5-related, putative) (gene nat9). Gene Ontology annotation, biological process: protein acetylation. Gene Ontology annotation, molecular function: N-acetyltransferase activity. NCBI's taxonomy places the organism in Eukaryota, Metazoa, Chordata, Actinopteri, Cichliformes, Cichlidae. The transcript is spliced from 6 exons. The record is from RefSeq and is a predicted model, not a curated record. Bases 200 to 742 code for a protein of 180 amino acids.